Messenger RNA from Eriocheir sinensis (Chinese mitten crab), 5423 nucleotides. It is a transcript of the gene Mrgn1, whose product is annotated as probable E3 ubiquitin-protein ligase MGRN1. The transcript has 15 exons. Gene Ontology annotation, biological process: protein ubiquitination. The coding region runs from base 195 to 2366 and encodes 723 amino acids. Lineage: Eukaryota; Metazoa; Arthropoda; Malacostraca; Decapoda; Varunidae. The record is from RefSeq and is a predicted model, not a curated record. Gene Ontology annotation, molecular function: ubiquitin protein ligase activity. Gene Ontology annotation, cellular component: cytoplasm.
CCAGCCAUUCUCUGAGCCAAGGCCGCGGUGGAGGUGGUGGUGGUGGUGAGCGCAACACCACAACAACACCAGCCUGUCACCCAUCACCUCCAACACCACCAACACCACCAGCACCACCCUCAACACCGCCCUAUGGAGCCCGUGGUGUCCCUGGGAGGCUGAGGAAGGGUGAGAACCAGCCUCGAGACACCAAGAUGGGCGCCCUGGCCAGUAGACAGAGUGCGGGGGUGGAGGAGGUGGACAUUGGGGUCAACCACGCCUACAGAUACCCCCCCAAGGCAGGGAACUACUUCAGCAGUCACUUCAUCAUGGGCGGCGAGCGCUUUGACACGGCCCAGCCCGAGAUGUACCUCUUCGGGGAGAACAUGGACGUCAACUUCCUGGGCUCCCGGCCGGCACCGUCCUCCCUACAGUUCCCUUAUCCCGCACCAACGGCCAAUGAGCCCAGCAAGACCCUGAAAGCCCUCAUCAACAUCCGGAAGGAGAGUCUACGCUUUGUGCGGGCCCCGGAUGACUCAGCCACCCUCAAGGGGCCGGACGAAGGCACCCACUCCUCCAGGUUCAACAUUGAGUUCACGUUUGACUGUGACGUGCGCUGCGCCAUCACCAUCAUGUACUUCUGCACGGAGGAGGUCACCACCAGCGGCAUGAUAUACACGCCGCGGGACCCGUCGAUGAACUCCGAGACGUACCACUACAAGCGCGGCGCCAACCAGCAGUUCUCACAGGUGUGCCACGUGUUCGACCCGUCACUCUACCCCGAGGAGGACCUGGUGUACAGCUUCGACCGGGAGGUGCUGCCUCUGGUCAUCUACUGUGUGGCGGAGGAGGGCGAGGAGCCCAGGCAGUCCCACGCCACCUUUGCCAUGGUGGAGAAGCACACCGACGGCUUUGCCCUUAAACCCCUCAAGCAGAAGCUGUUUGUGGACGGCCUCUCCUACCUGCUGCAGGAAAUCUACGGCAUAGAGAACAAGAACGCUGACAACUGCAAGGUCUCCUCUGAGGACGACACGGAGGACAACGGUGCCGAGUGUGUCAUCUGCAUGUGUGACCUGCGUGACACCCUCAUCCUCCCCUGCCGACACCUCUGUCUCUGCAACUGCUGCGCCGACUCCCUCAGGUACCAAGCAAGUAACUGCCCCAUCUGCCGCGCCCCCUUCCGUGCGCUGCUGCAGAUCAAGGCGCUGCAGAAGGUGACUGGAACCGGCAACAACCCACAGUCCAACACGGAGGUGAAGAAGCCGGUCCGUGUGGUGGUUAACAUGCUGUCUGAGGCCGAGGGACUUGACGCUCUGCUGCAUGCCUGGGCUGGGGGAGGGGACAACAUUCCACCAGGGUACGAGGCUGUGUCGCUGAUAGAGGCUCUUAAUGGCCCCUCCGCCGCCCCCCAGCAACCCACAGCACCUCCAGCCCAUGACAGGUACCUCCAGCUGCCCCAGAAUGCCACGGAUGCCCCCGCUGAGGCCCUGCCCCGCACUGAUACCUCAAGGUGCUUCAUGGAGGGUCUUGGUGUGAGGGCCGGGGCGGGGACGCUGGAGGACUCCACCACUCAGACGGAGCGCCCCCCCAGCGCCUGCGACACCACCACGCAGAGCAUCGCCAUGCCAGAGAUGCGCAUGUCAGUCCUUUUGGCGCAGGAGUCUGAGGAUCUGUCCAAGGCCGACGACGCCCCGGCCGGCAGUCCUUUGGCACCCAGCAAGAAGAAGGCCAGCCAGAAGCACCACCUGAGGGACAAGCAGCAGUUUGGCUCCAAGGACAGCGUCAAGGUGGUCAACGAGCUUGGCGGACCACACAGCCUUGAGAUGGUGGACCCGGCGGAGACUCGCAGCCUCCUGGACGAGGACCAGCUGGAGGCCAACCUUGGGGCGGAGUGCAGGCCCAGGCUGGCCAUGGAGGACGGCCAGCCAGACCUGCGGGCACCCCAGGCCAAGGAGGAGGAGGAAGAGGACGAGGACGAGGAAGAGGAGGAUCAGGAGGAUGAAGAGGAAGGGGCAAGUGUAAGGGAGGAAGGAGAGAGAAGUAAGGUUGAGCUGGAGGCGAGGGGGGUUGCCGAGGAGCUGCAUUGCCCCCCUUCCCCCUCCACGCCCUCCCCCUCACUCACUCCCCGCAAGGACCAGGAGAGGGAGCAGGAAAGCCAGGAUAGUGAGGAGAGACGUGGUGCACGGAGUCAGCAGUCAGCACCAUCCUCACCGAGCGGAGCAGCGCUGAGCCUGACGCAGCAGAGUGACUCCCUGUCCCUGCCCGGCACACCGCUGAGCAACGCCUCCGCCAUCAGCCGCUCCUCCGACGCCUCGGUCAGCUCGGCCUCAUCCACCCGGGCGCUGCUCUCCCACCCCACACACACCUCCUCAGCAAGUAUUGUUUGAGGGGCCGGGGCAGUGCUUGGUCUGGCCUUCUUUAACAGGGGAGGAGUGUAAGCAUGACUGACUACCAGAUGCUUUUUGUUACUUUUUCAUAUAAUGGCAUUGAUGCGUCUGCUGAGGCGGCCGUUCUUGUCCUUCAGACAGGCAGCAGUUUCAACAGGCUGCUCCCCUCAAGCUUUUCAUUACUCCUCAGAUACAUUAAUAUUCUACAUGAUGUAUUUGAAUGCAGACAAGUCCCAAUUUUAUUUACACUUCUUUCCUUUCCUUACAACUCUCUCCCCAAGAGUCACCACUGAACAUGGCGUGAGGAAGAGUGCAUGUGCAUGCUAAAUCAAAGGGAGUUAAUUGUUGUCCACAGCAACACUACUUUUUCCAGUGCCCUGAUGACUAUUUAAACUUAUUUUCCUCUAGUCAUUUUCUGCAAAGGGAACCCCAUUAGGUGAAGGCAAAGUUGGGGACAUGCAUUAAGAAGCACGUGUCCUUGGUGCUCAUCUGUCUCAUUGGCCCUUGAGCUGUGGUGGGUCACAGCCACUACUCCAGCCACAGGGCAAGUGUGGCAUCCAGGGUAGUUUAUUUUACCCCAGUCCCCAUUUAUGGACCAGCUUGAAAAGGAGGAUAAACAGCUGGGUGCCAGCUGCCCUUGACUGAGAUCAAACUCCGGCCCAUGGACUCCUAGCUCGGCCUGCUAACCACAUCACCCAUAAGGGUGAUAAGUAAAUUACAGAGUAUUCCUUGCCUAGUACAGGUUUCAAACCUAAAAUUUGUAGUUUAACAUACAGCAGAGAUGGAAUGCUGUGUCAGUUAUAUGAUUGACAUUACGGGGCAAAGUUUACAAGAUAACUUGGUUUGACCAGCUGCCUUUCCCACCCAAGAUGCCCACCAUGAAGCACACCUGCUGCUUCUCUCUUAGCCAUUGUUAGUAUUAUUUUGGUAUCCUGGAUAAAGGGUUUUCUAAAACAAGAUAAAUGCUUAGUCCAAUAAGUAACCUCAAUUUUCACUGGCAUUCAUGAAUUACAUUUCAAUCUAGCAAAACUAAUGUUGUUGAUCCUUGACUCUGUGAACUCAAAGACAAUAGGAGUGGCAGAGACUUGCACAGGUCAUAGUAAUGGCUGCCGUAAUUAGCCAAAAUAUUUCUUGUAUGUAGUCCUAAAUUUACAAAGUACGUAUAAGAAAAAUUUUAAAGUACUGUUACCAAAGUAUUAUGUAAACUUUAGCAUUGUGAUUCUCCAUUAUGUACCAACUCUUGCAACAUUCAGUACUCCCAGUCCUGUCAAGCCUUCUUGCUGAUGAUCUCCCUCCCAGCCUUUUGCCUUCCUAUUUGACUUGCACCUCUUCACAAAGUCAUAAUUUUGCAUUCUCAUUCCUAAACCAUCUCCAAUUCCUCCAUGAACUCUGCUUUACUCAUUCCAUCACUUCUCACACCACCACCUGCUUCACCUCCAUUCCACAUCUCCUGUGCACCUUUUCAUUACUUCAUCAACACAGAUUCUUUCUCUGGAAAUGUAAGUUUUAGGUUGUAAGGUGAUAUUAUUGUGUAACUUGAUGACUGGGUGGAGGGAUUGCACAGCCUAAUGGUUCUCAUACUCAGCAGGCAUGCUCUGGAGCAGCUGCUGCUGUGAGGGAAAUUUGCCAUGUGGGGGACAAUGAGUGGAGUAUCAUUGCAUCCCAGGUUGUGCUUCCAAGUAUUUGUGAGGCUACCAUUUAAUAUCCUUUAGAUCUGACUAUACACUGUGAUUAUUAUUUUUCACUUUUUGUAAUUUUAAAAUGUUGUUACUGAAAUCUGCAUAUAUUAGAGGUGGUGUCUUUAAAAGCACAAGCUUGUACCUACUGGACAUAGUUUUGCCCAGUGAAGUUUGAUACGUUGUAAUUGUGAUGCCCAAACAUGUCCAGCACAAAUUCAGAAAAUAAUUCUGCUUGGAUCUCACUGCUUCAGUUUCAGCUGGAGCUGCACCUAAAGACAGAACUUAUAAACAGACCAUUAUUAUUUACAUUUUGUAGAAAUGUGCAAUGCCACAGGAGUAGCUGGAAGUCCUGGCUAAAGUCCAUUUUUAAUUUUCAAGUUUGAUUUAAACACCGAGUGUUAAGAACACUGUCUUUUAAGUCUGUCACAGUGAAUAUAUUCGUCAAGGGAUUUGAUUUGCUUCUCCGGAAGUCUUGAACUGUUCUUGUUAAAAUGCAUUCCUUGAUCCCUGAAUACUCUGCACGCUCCACGACUCAUCCAGCUCAUGAAGUCUUCCACUCAUUCGUGUACUCAAUUAUGAUAAUUUAUGAACUGCACGUACCAAGUCUUGAGGAUUAGCACAUCAGAUGUUCUCAUGCCAUUACCCAAAUACAAGUACAGGUAAUCCUAUUCUUAAUUCCCAAAAGGUAGUUUCUUCUUUUCUUAAACAAAAUGAAAAUUUGUUCUUAAGUGAUUCAGAAUUUUAGCAGUCAUGAUUGCAAGGCUAAGCUGUGAAAGUAAGGUCAUCACACUGGUGGGGCAGAUUGAUGGUUGGAGGAUGCUGGUCUUGUGCAUGCCAUAAUAGUAACUGAAUUGUUUUACCCAGAGCUUGUUUUGUUUGAAUGUCAUAACCACCUCCAAUAUAUCCUGAGGUAUCAAGCAAAUGUUUGAGGGCCAGAGUGUACUUGUAUUUCAGGCCAGCCUUUCCCAGUGCUUAAGAGUGGUUUCCUGAGCUGAUAUACAUGGUGGGAAGACUUUCUGUAAUAUGGGUUUUAUUUUAGAUAACGUACUUGUCCCCUCCAGAAAAAAUACUCAAAUUUUAAAUAGGACAUUUCAGAUUGUGAAUAAGUACUCAUUGUGUCUGUCCAUGUAGCACCUCUCCUACCAUGCAUGCUGGAGCUAUGAGGGGAUUUUGUUGACUGAAGUAGGCACCCAGUGCAAGGUGUGUGCCUAAGAUUUUAUCUUGUUCCGUCUUACCCAUCCCCAGACCCCUCUUUAACACUUACAAAACAUUGCUUUUCCAUGUAACAUCCCUAUAAGCAUAAGCCAUGUAAUGCUAUCAAAAGAAAUGUUAGGUUAGUGUUCAAAAGAGACUGGGGAAGGAGUACGUAGUAAAGAAA